ACCCCACAAAGAAUCCGGGUGGCAUACCAUCACAGCACAGCAUUAAUUAAAGCUGAUGCUGUGGCCCAAUGAGUGUGAAGUGUCGUUUCGGUGUGAGGUCAUCAGCAUUCUGCACUCGUUAUUCUCAGCCUGUAAUGAAGAGGAUGGCCAUGGGCCCUGGACUAUCUGUCUGUCUGUAUGUAUGUGUGGAGGUGAGAGGAGGCUGGGCCUGAGGGAGAUGAGGAGGGACGCACGAGUGGGCGUGUCCUUUUAGGGAGGGCUCGAGGAAUGCACUGUGCACUACUGAGGGAGCGUUGCGCGGAGCUGUGGGCAGGAGGCACUCGGAUCUGUGAAUCCAAGCAAACCUGCUUCGCGAUUGGAUUUGCGCUGGGAAAGAAACUCAAAGCUUGCCGGUUACCUUUCCUGGAGGAUAUUAUUGGAUACACAUUCAUUUUCUUGAUAAAGGAUUGUCUUCGGAUUGACUUUUUCUUCAUACGUUACAUAUUUAGACUUUCGAAGGUUUAAACAGGUGUAGGUUAACGUUACACAAGAUCAAAGCUGUUCGUGUUUUCCCUUCAUUUUGUGAGGUUUUCGUGUUUAUAAAGAAGGAAAACACGUUUAUGCUGGAACUAGUCUGAUUAUUAAAACUUCCGGGAGCCUUCUGGUGGUAGUUUCUCUGUUUUUGGAUUACAGUCGUUUUUAUUGACCGGAGUGUUGUCAACAUCUCUUCAUCGUUUCAUUGACAUUUUGGGUUGCCCUGACAGACACACUCAUUCCCUCCAAAUGAAGAUCUUGCUGAUGUUGCUUAUACCACAGAUGCGAGAUCAGAAGGCGACAGGCACGAUGCCGCAAGGAGGAGAUAUUUAGAACCAAGCCAUCUCCUUCAAGAAAGACCUAAGGAAAUAGUCUUUCACCUUCCAGAGCAACUUGUAAGAACAUUUGUGCACUUUUGGGUGCAUCGACACAAGCAAAAGAAGAGAGGUGCAUUUAAAUUGUCACCUCCUCUGAACACCUCAACAUGUUUGCCCCAACAACAGCCCUGCCUCCUCCACCUGCCCACUUGACAAGAAGUGCACUGCCUGUGCCUGGGGCGCCACCUACAGGUCCUUACACAGAGCACGACCUACUACGACAGGAGUUAAACUCUCGGUUCCUGGCCUCACAGACGGUUGAUCGAGGGGGGGCACUGGCUCCUCCGGCGUGCCUGCGAACUGAGUUCCAUCAACACCAGCACACACACCAACACACGCAUCAGCACACAUUCACACCCUUCCACCCCUCCGUCAUGCCCAGUCCAGCUGCACCACUGGUGCGUACCCCUGCUAGACAAUUCGACAAAUACCCAGCAAAAGUGGACACCUUUCAUAGACAUGGUUUGGUUCCGUCCUAUCCAUCAGUAAUGACUGGAAUACCUCCUGUGGUUCCACCUGCUGGAUCAUUCAGCUCUCUCCAGGGAGCUUUUCAGCCCAAGGCUUCCAACCCACUAGAUGUGGCGUCAAGACCUGGAACAAUGUCACACCAACAUUUACAGAAAGAGUCGAGACUUUUGGAUCCCAUGUGUACUAAAGCAAAGAAACCUGGGAAGUGGUGUGCAAUGCAUGUGCACAUUGCGUGGCAGGUUUACCAUCAUCAGCAAAAAAUGAAAAAGCAAAUGCAAAUUGAGCCACAUAAGCUAGACUUUGGGUUUAAACCUGAGUUUAUGAAUCGAUCACUUGCUUCGAGCUUCAUGGGACUGCAGCCGCGUGAUUUACCUCGCCCUGCUACCAUCCUCUCUAAUGCAGGUCCCACACAUCCUUCAGUUUCCCCCUACGGACCACCCUUACCACAUGGCCCAAGUAAUCUCCACAGUCUCGUCCCCCAUCCCGAGCCUCUUAACAAGCCACCCCCCUUUGGAGGUCUAACUGCACUAGGCGUGUCUGCUUUUGGAGGACUAGGAAACCCAACGCUUACACCGAAUGCAUCCCACGCCACUGCUGGUGGGCCACAGGAGCCCUGGAACCGACUGCAGCAAACUCCAUCUUCAUUCCCGACACCCCCUCUGCGUCCGAGGUCUUCUGAACCAGAAAGGGUUUCAUCCAGUUUGGACCGAACUACUAAUAAGAAGGACUCUCUGGUCAAAGAUGAUCAGGAACGGUUUGUGGAGACAAAAGCAAAAUCAAAUGGGAGAAAUUCAUCCCCCAUCAUACACAGCACGUUGGAUAACAAACAAUCAACAGAGAUGCUUAAAGCUUCCUCUCCAGAUCACCCAAAAGACGACGAACGGCUGAGAGAGAAAACGCAAACGCAAGAGCUUCCGCAACAGACGCGAGAACCCAAGGAUCAGAGAAACACAGAGAUCCAAAGUGACAGAAGAGAGAAGGAUGUAAAAUCUGAGCAGCAACCUGAUGAAGAGAAGCCAACAGCAAAGGAAAGCUCAUCACCGAAGCUGCAUAAAGAUGAUCUAAAGAGGCCGAACAAUGACGUCCAACCCUGGGAGCCCCCUGAGAAGAAGGUCAGAAUCGAGUAUGAAAAGUGCAGCAAGGUGAGGAUCAAGGAGGAAAAGAGAGAUGACCAGGAGUCAGAUGUUAUACAUCAGAAGAGUGUGGAGAAACCAUGGCAGGGUCCCAGAACACCUGGUAUAAACCCUUCACCUCUCUCUGCUCUUCCUAUGCCAAUGGGAAUCCCAGGUGGACAUCCCAGCCUCGACAGACAUCCCAGUAUCGACAGACAUCCCAGUAUUGACAGGGCUCGUCUGCUCUCACCCUUCCUGGGAAUGGGUCCAUUACCAGGAGCCGAGAGGCUGCCUUACUCCCCGCAACAUUGGGAAUCCAUGAGGAACAUGUAUAGGGGAUUAGAUCUCCCUCGAAGAGACUCUUUGGGAAAAGAACUCUUGAUGAGAACCGACCCACUGCAGCGCGCCAUGAUGGGUCACCCUGCUUACCCGAGGGAGACGUUUUUACAAUCCAUAGCAUUGGAGCACAGGAGUCAACAGGAGGAGCGGCAGCGCCUGGCUCUCCUGCGUGAGGACAGCGAGAGGAGUCGCCUGCUGGCCAUGCACCAAAUGGCACUGGACCCCCACCUGGCUCCACCAGGGUUCCUUGCGUCACCCUACCCGAGCCCCGGGAUCCCGCACGGCCCACAUUACAGGACUCUACCCGCUGCUUAUCUACAUGCCCCACCACACCCACUUUUCCCAAUGCUGGCUGUACGGUCAGGGUCACCGAGACGAAUGACCCCUCUUACAGACAGGCCUGGUUUCCCGCACAGAGACGCUGAGGCUCGGUGA
Molecule: messenger RNA, 3244 nt
Organism: Triplophysa rosa
Lineage: Eukaryota; Metazoa; Chordata; Actinopteri; Cypriniformes; Nemacheilidae
Gene: auts2b
Product: activator of transcription and developmental regulator AUTS2 b
Exons: 14
Coding region: 998-3244 (748 amino acids)
Source: RefSeq, a predicted model, not a curated record